Molecule: messenger RNA, 1861 nt
Organism: Phanerochaete carnosa HHB-10118-sp
Lineage: Eukaryota; Fungi; Basidiomycota; Agaricomycetes; Polyporales; Phanerochaetaceae
Exons: 1
Coding region: 600-1673 (357 amino acids)
Source: RefSeq, a predicted model, not a curated record
GAUCACAGGUGGCAACCGACCCAGAGAUGGCCAAAUCACCCUGCCCAACGAGUCCGCCACCGAACAAGCCCUCGCCCCCGCUGAUGACGAACAACAACGACGAAGACGAAGACGAAGUAACCUGCGACAUACGCCCACAACUCGACCUCACCCUUCGACAAGCACAGUGGGACGUCCCUUCCCGGAACGCUCCGAGCCCCGCUUCCGGUGCCAGAUCUCCGGGACCCUUCGCCUCCGCGCCACGCCACCCCUCCCUCAGCACGGUCACAUCCCUCAGUACGGUCACCAACUCGUCUCCAUGGCUGGCUGCCAAAAGCGUCAGUCUCACUAAUACAGUCUCCACUCAAGACCUCAACGAAAGCAUCCAGAGCCUGCGAGACAUCCGCAACGCCCUCCAAGCUGAGCGUGACGAGACGCUCGCGCGCCUCCAGGCCCUCAACGUUAGGGUGGCCGCAGCUGAGGUCAAGAUCUCACAACAGCUUGAACUUUAUCAAAAACUGCAGCAGCCUUCUCAUGGAUCUAACCAGAACUCGAACACAUUGCUGUCGCCGCCGCAGAGUCCGGCUGAAUCCAAAAGGCAAGGUGGGGCGGAUGACUCGAUGGACGUGGACGGGAAGCUGGGUGAAGAGGUGGAUCAGCUCGCGUUGGACGAGGAGCCUAGUGUAAGCAUGCGUCAUCCUAGCUCUGACCGCAAGCCAGACAUGGACGAAGACAAGACCCGAGACCGAGUACCAGAGCUGCCACGGCUCCACGUCAGCAAGUCGCCUUCCCAGCCACCGGAGACGAACGGCAACAUGCUCCAUGGCCCUGUACAGUUCCUCCACGUCUCUCACCUUCGCGGUCAAUAUGCAACGUCGCACGACGACUGCCGUCACCACGCCUCGUCGCUCACCGUCGCCCAACCCAACAGCAAGCCACAGCCGGGGCACCAGAGUCCUCUCGACCUUCUUGCGAGUGCUGCCGCGAAUAAAUUCAACAACCUCGCCGAUACCCAGAAGGCACGCGCCACACACUCGCCGCAGCCGACAUGGACGACCCGCCCGUCUCUGUCCGCGCCUGCACGCGUCCCCCAGGACCACUCCGACCACGACUCGCACCUGUCGUCGACGUCUACGACGACGGCACACAUGAGGGCCAGCCUUUUCGGCGAGGAGGAAGAGGAAGAAGAGGAAGAAGAGGACGAAGCCCCCGAGUACGAGGCCCAGUCCGAGGACGACCAGCCUCUGUCGCGGAAACGUGGCGCGCCGCUGCGACGCCGCGUCUCGGGCGCGCAGAAGGGCGCGAUCGCGCAGCAGUACACGUUCAUCGAGAGCGGCACGGCGCCGGGGCCGCACCGGCGCAAGCCCCAGAACAAGCGGCACUCGCGCGGCGGGCGCAUCGUCUGCGAGUUCUCGUCGGGGAACGGCGUGCCCAAGUGCGGGCAGCGCUUCACGCGGCAGGCGGACAUGGUGCGCCACCGGGAGAACAUCCACGGCGCGCACGACGGCAAGUAUCGCUGCCCAGUGUGCGCCAAGAGCCUCUCGCGCGCGGACGCCGUCAAGCGGCACGUCCUGCACAGCGACGACGCGAACCACAUCGAGUUCCAGAAGCGGUACAGCAAGGAGAUCGACGGCGGCGGCGACUGGUGGCAGGCCCUCGCGCCGCUGUGGAGAAAAUCGAUUAGCAAAGUAUGACAAAAAAGGGGUGUAUGCUUCAAGUAUGGUUUUACUCGUUAUAUCUGGCCAGGCCUUAUGCACGCGGGCUCUUGUCGUCUCCCUUGCACAUGUGAAUACCUUCGAAUUUUCAUGCAAUCUAAUUCCUGGACGCUCUGCUUUCUUGGUUCGAGACAAAAGAGGGCGGCAUGCGCCACAGGUUGCCGCAG